Messenger RNA from Symbiodinium sp. CCMP2592, 2652 nucleotides. Lineage: Eukaryota; Dinophyceae; Suessiales; Symbiodiniaceae. The record is from the annotation of a GenBank genome assembly.
AUGCGUAAGACAGCAUUGAUCACGGGCAUCACCGGACAGGAUGGAUCCUACCUCGCGGAGUUUCUGUUGGAGAAGGGCUACUGCGUCCAUGGCAUCAUCCGAAGAUCGUCAUCAUUCAACACAGCACGCAUCGAUCACAUCUUCGACAAGGUGAACCUGCACUAUGGCGACCUCGUCGACUCUAGCAACUUAGCCUCCAUCAUGGCCAAGGUCAAGCCUGACGAAGUCUACAAUCUGGCAGCACAGUCCCACGUCAAGGUCUCUUUCGAAGAGCCGGAGUACACGGCACAGGCUGAUGGCGUGGGAACUCUCCGGCUUUUGGAAGCAAUCCGCACAGUGGGACUGGAGAAAACCACCAGGUUCUAUCAGGCAUCGACAUCGGAGCUCUACGGUAUGGUGCAGGAAGUGCCGCAGAGAGAGACCACUCCCUUCUAUCCACGCUCGCCCUAUGCCGUGGCGAAGCUCUACGCCUACUGGAUUGUGGUCAACUACCGCGAAGCUUACGAGAUGUUCGCUGUCAAUGGCAUCUUGUUCAAUCACGAGUCGCCUCGUCGAGGAGGCACCUUCGUGACCAAGAAAGUCACGGCCAACGUGGCACAGGUCAUGGCAGGCACACGCGACCGGAUACUCCUAGGAAACUUGGACUCCAAGCGUGACUGGGGCCAUGCCAAGGACUACGUUCGGAUGAUGUGGAUGAUGCUGCAAGUGGAGAAGCCAGACGACUUUGUCGUGGCCACCAACAAGCAGUACAGCGUGCGAGAUUUGGUCACCCUGUGCUUCGAGAUGGUGGGCAGGCCGGUGAUUUGGCGUGGAACAGGCCUCGAGGAGGAAGGAGUGGACGAGAAGAGUGGCCAGGUGUUGGUCCAGGUCUCUCCGAAGUAUUUCCGACCAACCGAAGUGGAGACGCUCUUGGGCGACCCGAAGAAAGCCAGCGAAAAGCUGGGAUGGAAGCCAGAGAUCUCCUUCAAGGAGCUGGUUCACGAAAUGCUUGACUACGACAUGACCCAGGCAGGCCUGACACUCCCAGCGUCGGCAAGGGACAUCAUGAAGAGACAGGACAUCGGGACAAGUACUGCUGACGAGGGCAGUUCUGAAAAGCUGAGCCGCUCUCACCAUUUUCAGGCCCGGCUAAGACCUGAACUUAGAUGGAAAUGCGAUCGUAUUUUCGAGACCAUGGAAAUUCAGGCAGCAGCCCACCUGGUCACAGUGGUUGCAGUGGUUCUUGUGCUGGUCAAUAUUUGCAAAAGGGUUUUCAUCGGCGAGGUGUCACCCCCGCGGCGCCGCCCUCCGAGUGACAUCCGAAGGAAGCUGGCAGAGAUGUGGUGGCGCUGGACGCAGCAGCGGCGGAGAGAGCAGAUGGCCGAAGCUAUAUCUGCAGAUGGAACACUGGCGCCGGACUGCGACUACCAGCAGCUGUCAGAAGGUCCCGGAAACCCAGCAGUUUCGUCGACAGCGAACAGCUUCCGAGACUUCUGGUUAAGUCUGGGUGGUGGACCAAUUGAUAUAGGUAUCCCAGUGGUGCCCAUCAAGGGCAUCCACGGCACCGUGGAUUUUCCCCUGCUGGGGAUCGGCACCUGGCAGUACAACAGCACUGUCGCCAAGGCAACCGGUCCCGUAGCUGUGGUUCUUUUGCAUCGGAAGAUGGCCGUGGCUGUGGCGAAGAUCCCGAAACAGCGUCGGAGCGUGGCCUUCGCGGAGGAGCCGAGCAGCCCUCCUGCCAGGCUUUCGGAGUCCGAGCUCCUACACCGAAUGACACAGAAUCACGAGAUCAUGGUGCGGGGGAGAGCGCUGGCGAAUUCCGAAACCAUUGCCCCCUUUGCAGAGGAGUGUCAGAAGAGGCUGGAGGGUCUCCAUGGGUGGCAGAGUCACGGGAUCGACUUUCAGCAAGAAGCCACGGAGGAGGUUAAGGUGGAAGAGCGCUUUCUGUUGCCAACGAGCUCCAGUCGAUUCCCAGUGACAGUCCUGGAUGGCGUCCUUACAAGGGAGAUGUGUCAGUCAUUCAUAAGUAUCCACGAGAAGGUGGGCUUUGCGCGUCCACCUUCGCUGCUUGUUAACCUAGCAGAAAAGAACAAACUGGAGGAAGAAGAUGAAGAAGAUCUCCUUUUGAAGCUCGCUUACGAGCAAGCUAAGAACACAUCCGAGCUUGUCCAGAUUGAGUCCGUGGACUUUGCAGACUACCUUUGGAAGAAGCUGGGGCAUUUCCUGCCCGACGAGCACAGCCACGCAGGGAACUUCACCAGUGGAGUUUACGAAAAAUGCGGCAUCGUUCCAGUCUUUCGCUUCAUGAGAUAUCAGAAAGACCAGGGCUUCAAGCCCCACAAGGAUCCCGAACGUGCAUAUGCAGAAUACCCACUCAUGUCUGGCGCUGCAGCUGCACACGGUGAGUCGGGAAUCUACAAGUCCUUCUUUACGAUCGCCUUGUAUUUGAAUGACCCUGCAGAGUUCGAAGGUGGCAAGCUCAAUUUUGUCGAGCUCCACGUGGAUGACAUGGGAGAAAAGACAUACGAGUCCCAAGCCACCGUCAAUCCAGCCGUGGGACGCUGCGUUCUGUUUGCACACAACGAGCUGCACGAAGGUGGCGGGGUGCAAUCUGGAACCAAGUACAUGUGCCAGUGCGACGUCCUGUACAAGCGCGUGAGGGCUCUUCCCUGA